AAGACACUUGUACUUCUGCACCCUGCUUUACAUCUGAUCAUCAUCACAACAUGAGGGCGAUUGUGCUGCUGGCUCUGGUGUGCAUGCCCCUGUGUUUGGCACGUAAACUCAGCCGUUGUGAAACUGUCAAGAUCUUCAAAACCGAGGGCCUGGAUGGUUUGGAUGGACAUUCCCUAGGCAACUAUGUGUGCAUGGCCUACUGGGAGACUAAGUAUAAGAGCCACAAGGUGAGAGAGGCUGAUGUGGGGAAGGACUACGGAAUAUUCCAGAUCAACAGUUUCCAGUGGUGUGAUGAUGGCACUGCUGGAGGAAAGAACCUGUGCAAAAUGAGCUGUGCAGAUUUGCUGAACGAUGACUUGAAGGCUUCCAUUGCUUGUCUCAAAACUAUUGUGGCGCGUGAUGGGUUGAAGGCAUGGGACACCUGGUCUAAGUACUGUAAGGGACACAACAUGAAACGUUGGGUGAAAUGGUGUGACUUCAAGACACAGUGUUGUGUGUGACUGAGAGGGUGGUGUGUUGGUGUCUGUCAGUGCAUCCCCGAUGCAAAUACAAAUAUCUGUGCAUAGUACUUUUCAUGUCAUUAAAAGAUAUUUCACCAAA
Molecule: messenger RNA, 600 nt
Organism: Clupea harengus (Atlantic herring)
Lineage: Eukaryota; Metazoa; Chordata; Actinopteri; Clupeiformes; Clupeidae
Gene: lyz
Product: lysozyme
Molecular function (GO): lysozyme activity
Source: RefSeq, a predicted model, not a curated record